CGCAGUAUGGACCAUAUCCGGGUACUUCACCCCGCGAUCAAAGUGCGAGUGGGGGCGAAAAAGUCGUCUGAUUCGGGCGUUAUUUCAUUAGAUUUGCUCACUUCUGGUGGAAUUUUCACAGUAACCGGAAAGGAACGGCCGUCUGAUCGGAGUCCGUGCGGAUAAGAAGGCGGUAGAGAAGGUUUUAAGCAGUGGGAUGCCGCAGUAGCGUCCACAGUAGAUAGAGUAGAGACGAAGAUAACUAGACUAGAGCAGCAGCAUGGCAAGCACAGUCAAGAAGGGCAAGAAGGAGCCCUUAACAGCCGAAGAAAAGGUCAAACAGUAUGAAGGGGACGGAAUGGUCUUCAAGGGCAAGGUGAUAGGUAUUGAUGAUGUGGAGGCUGCAAGAGGGGACAAGAUGUGCCAGGACUCCAUGAACAAGCUCAAGCUUGCAGUUAAGGCAUCAGGAGCCCACAAGCAGCGCAUCACCAUCAGUGUGUCCCUCCAGGGUCUGAAGAUCAUAGAUCUGGCCUCUGGGGCGAUCAACCACCGGCACCCUGUGCACAAGAUCUCGUUCAUAGCCCGGGAUGUGACAGACAACAGAGCCUUUGGCUGGGUCUUCAGCCCAGGGGAGGGGCAGCACAAGUUCUUCGCCAUCAAGACAGAAAAGCAGGCCGAAGCUGUGGUGUUGUCCAUCCGAGACCUGUUCCAGACGGUGUACAAUGUGAAGAAAGCAGAGAUGGACAAGAAGAAACAAGCCCAGCAGGAUGGCACCACAGAUCCCACCAACGGUGAAAGCUACUACCAGUCUGUCCAAUCUACAAAGGUAAAAAGUCCAAAAAAGAGACGCAAAGACAAAGGAAGCCCUACAAACGAAAGCUCGUAUGACUCUUCUACGGGAGAACCUAUCUACCAGGGCCAGCUUUCAUCCAACCACCUUAAUAGCAACACGCUGCAGCUUACUGCUUGCUUGCCUCGUGUUCCCACCAACAAACCAGUAGGACAAGAUGGAGAAGCCCAACCUGCAGCAGCAGAACAGAGUGCAGAGGAAACCAAGGCUGGUGCACAGGUUGGCAAUUUGCUGGAUCUUGAAGAGGAGCUUCAGUCAUUGCAGACUGGAAUCAAAGACAUGGACAAGUUGGCAGACCUUUUUGCUGCCCAGCCCAACGAUCCAUUCAGCAGCCCAGACUCUACUGCGAACACUCCCAACACCACACAACAAGAUCUGUUCGGCUCCCCUGUGGCCCCAGUGAGGUUGAAACAGUCGAGGUUGAGUCCGUGGGCUUCUACCCCUGUCCUUAAUACCGCAUCACCAAGCCUAACACCCUACCAGAAACCCUCCUUCGGCCUCUUUUCCACUACAGAAUUUAUCCAGAAAGAUAAGGCUGCCUUUGACAAGGACAAGUUUGUGGAAAGAUGGAAGUUAUCCCUAAAUAACGACUCCUUAUUCAGGAAAAACAGGAGGCAGCUUGGCUCCAAUAGUGACAUUGCUAGGAGUAGACCAAAGAGUAGAAACAGUAUGAAAAUUGAGGAUUGGCAGUCCUUUGAGGACCCUACCCCAAUGGUAAACGAUAAUCGUUUUGAUGUUUCUGUGAAAAAUACAACAAAUGCUCCUCCAGUGAAAGAACCAACAACUGUUUCUAGUUCUGUAGUGCCAAGGCUGUCCCAUCCUAUAACAAGUGCAAUAUCAACAUUUGAAAACAGGAAUUUUAAUGGUAGCAGUCCAACAAUGUUGUCAGAGAAUAGGAAUAUUCCACAAAGCCAGUCAACAAACCACAAUAACGCAAUUACAACAUUUGAUAACGCCCAUUUUAAUGGUAGCAGUCCAGUAGUGUUGUCAGAGAACAGCAAUAUUCCACAAAGCCAGACACCAAACCACAUUUAUAAACCUCAGGCAGCAUCAGAAGAAACACUAAAUAAUAAGGUUAAGUUCAAUCCUUUUGCUCAAGAGCCUGAUAAUCAAACACUGCAAGCACAUGACAAGCCUCUUCAAGGUGACAACUUUCCUACUAGUACUACACCAACUCCUGAGGUUUCAAGAGAACGUAUGAUGUCGUCUAGUAGUACAAUAAAAUCUCCUGUUAGUCCUGACUGGGUUGAUCCCUUUGCAACUUAUCAGGAAACUCCCAAGGCAGCUACCCCGUCCAGUGAGUAUGACCAAUUCUUGUUCGACAAGGCUCGUUUAGAGUUGAUCAAAUCUAUCCACCAAGAAAAACCCGAGCCGCCUCCUUCCCUGUCUAGAAAUCCCUUCAGGUCCUCCCUCGGUUCUUUGGAAGAGGCACCACCGACAACACGUAAAAUGGAGGUUAUUCCGGAAAAGCCGGAGAAUCCGUUCAAUCCGUUCCGUAGCAUAGAUAGCCAGGACUCAGCCUCGGAACCUGUUGCACCGCAGGCGCCAGCACGGAGGCGCAAGACCUCCCCGGGGUUGAAGAGAUCGCAGAGUCUCGUGACGCUGAAUGAAAUUUUGACCCCUGUGGGGUCAUCUAGUCUCCCUGGCAGCUCCGCAACAACGCCUGGUGAUGAUUUUCUCAACAGUCUGCUUCAACCAAUCAAGGCCAAUCAGCCUCUGCAACCCAUACCUGUCAACCAAUCACAGCCUGUCUUGAUACCAACCCCUGUCAACAACCAAUCACAGUCCAAAUUACAACCAAGUCCUUCCAGCCAACUGUCGGCAGUCUCUCUCCCUCCUCCUCCUAAUAGCAAAUCACAGCCAGUCUUACAGUCGACUCCUGUUAACCAAUCCCAGACAAGUUUACAUUCAGACACUAGCAGCCAAUCGAGCGGACCGUCCUUCCCAAGUCUGGACUCUGGAAGCAGUAAAACGUCACCCGAGAGGCAAAUCGGGGUCAUCCGCGUUCUCGAUGAUCCGUUUGCAGAUUCUCCUUUCCAACAGUCAGCCAAUCAGAGCGAUUCGUUUUCAAGUAGCAGCAGCCAAUCACAGUCCAAUCCGUUCAGUGACUCUCCUUUCACGGUAGAUAGAAAAGAAUUUGUUAACGGAGUUUCGACAACUCCCGUAGUUAAUCCUUUUGGAGGAGGCGAUUUCUCCAAACCAACCACAUCCUUCACACAAAGCUACAGCACUGGAGGGAUGGUCACAAGAGAGACGAAAACUGUGUUUUCUACCCCUGUAAAUAAGGACCUAGUAAAAAGUGACCCGUUCGGAGACUCCUUUAGAGUGACCUCUGCCGAUUCGUCUACUCUAGCUACGUCAGCAAUUUCUACAAGUUUCCCUGAGGACAGUGAGAGACGGGGCAACCAGCCGCCGGCAAACCAAGCCUUCGCCAGCCCCGGCAUUCAACAGCAGAUCGAUCCCUUCGGAGGGUCUUUCACUGCACCACCGGCCCAGCAACCUGCCUUCUCUCAGGCUCCCAUGGGCUUUAACCAACCACAGGCAGGAUUUGGCCAGGGCUUUGGUACCGCCCCGAUGGCAACCACCAUGCAGUCCCCUCCGAUGAUGGCGCAGCCCGGUUUUGGUAGCCCCGCGGGAUUCGGGGCCUCUCCGUUCAACGCCACGACGUCCUCGGUCGGGCUGAACACGGCGGCCAUCGCCAGCCCUGCACUCAACACAGCAGGACAGCCGCUAGUCAGACGCCCUCCCCCAGAGGAGCCCAAAAAGUCACAACCAGAUCCGUUCGCAGACUUAUUAGACUAUGCCGCCGACCAAGACAAGAAGCAGAUGGCACCUCCCGACGAGGUUGGCGUGGAGGGCACGUCAGAUGCCUUUUCUGCGUACUUCGGCUCUGCCGUGGGGAUCGAAGCAGAUGAAGAGGCGGAGAGCAAACCCCCGCCCUCAGGCCCUCCUCCCCCGCUACUGGGAGGCGACCUCACAGGGCCAGCUCCACCACCAAGGCCGUCAGCCAACGGGAUGGCAGCCCCGACCCCAGCUCCACGAUCAGCAGCCAACGGCCCGGCUUCGUCAGAUCCUUUCGGCUUCGGGAAUUCGUUUGGAGACGCUCCCCCCAAGCCGACACGAGCGGCCGCCCCACCAACGGCAGAGAUAGACCCGUUCGGGUUAGGAUCGUUAGCCCCAACCCCGGCGGCCCCUGCAGCAAACCCUGCAGCACCCAGCAACGACCCGUUCGGAAACGAGCCGUUCGCACCGUUCGACUUCGGAGGUGGAGACAGCAAAAGUGCUGCAAAGCAGGCCCCACCAAAGCCUGACCCGUUUGGCCUGGACCCUUUUACUCAGCAGGUUGGUUAAAGGUUUGAAGGCAAGAGGAGCCACUGUAUGCCACAGUGAACAAGCCACCGAAGAACCAAUGAGGAGACACUCAAGCACCCUGCCCUGUCCGCAGUUCUGCACAGAAACUUCUAUCAUCUGCUUGUUGUUACUUCCAUACAGUUCAUAUUAGAUUCAUACAAAUACAAUGUGUAGUAUUCACAU
Messenger RNA from Branchiostoma floridae (Florida lancelet), 4363 nucleotides. Its product is annotated as disabled homolog 2-like. The record is from RefSeq and is a predicted model, not a curated record. The transcript is spliced from 15 exons. Bases 260 to 4180 code for a protein of 1306 amino acids. Lineage: Eukaryota; Metazoa; Chordata; Leptocardii; Amphioxiformes; Branchiostomatidae.